UCAAGGGUUACAUUGUUUACCUAAAGUUUUCGAGGAACUGCAGUUUGACAUUAGUUGUCGUUCUUCUGAUUAUUCCGUCCGUCUGUCUUUUCUUUUGUGUCCUUUACACUACAAUCACUGUUAUAUAAAGAUGCUUCAUUAGCCGCUCUUACAUAAGCAGCAGGCACAUUCCUCACAGCGCUGCUACCUUCCACUGUCACCGUGUGCCAGAUAAAUGAGGCCCCUGUUCAUUCCACUGGGUUAUCUGCUGGUCACACGUCGUCCAGAGUUUGAUAUCAGUCUCUAAAUGUAGACAUCAAGGCUGCCUGUGGUGUGACCUGUGGUCAGUGAUUUACUUUAGAAGAAUGAGUCUGUUACACUGGUCACACAGUCGCCACUGUUCUCCCCCACAUUAAAGAUUAAAAGUUCAUUUAUAUUUGGAAUGACUGAGACUGAGGUGAAUAUUUGACUGCCAGACUCUGAUGGACUGGAUUUCUCCAUGAACAAACAUGGUGUAGUGUAAACAGCCCAGAUCUUUCCAUUGUGUGUUUGUGUAUGUUUGUGUGUGUGUGUGGCCCUGCAGUGUGGCAGAUGAAGCUACAGUAACAGCUCAGUGCCCACUGUAGCUGGUGCUGCAGCUCUGACUGUGAGGGAGAAAGGGCUGGGCGUCUGGUGAAGCCUCGCCCAAACAUGUAAAGUAAGACAGACGUGGUUUCUCACGCAAACACUUAGUCACUCUGGUACAGACGGUCUGGAUCUCAGCUGCAUCAACACCAGCCUCUUCUGCGCAGCUCCAGUGCAGGCAGCGUAGAGUCACUCUGGCAGCAUCAGGAUUUAGACCUCAGAGGAUAAACAACAAGAAGGAGAGCAGCAUAGCAGCCACGCUGACACAAAAACCAGAAGAGCAGGAAGAAACGGCUGACACCAUCAGGCCGACGCUGGAAAAGAGUCAUUAAGGUUUACCUCAAACCCUGUCCAGAGAGAACACAGUGUCAGGAUGCUGACGGACGAGGUCCCACAGAUCCAGGAGGUCAGGUACUGUCUGAAGACUCUGAGAGAGCAGAUGGCAGCCAGACAGAAUAGUAACAACAAGUAUCCAGCCAAUGGCUUCAGAGUCAACAUAACCAGCAACCAACCAGCUUCCUCCAAUGGCAACUCUGUUUUCUCUGAGUCAAACGCUGAUGUUGCGGAUAAUCGAGAGGAGACGGUUAAGCUGAGGGAGCUGACCAAGCGUCUGUACGCUCAGCUGAAGGAGAUGGAGAAGAGGCACCAGGAGGAGAGAGAGAGGCUGCAGAAGGAAAACGACGAGUAUCACACUCGUCUGGUGGAGCAGUCGGAGCGGCUGCAGCGAGCAGAGGAUCAGUCGGAGGAGAAGUGUCUGCAGGUGGAGGAGCUGCAAAGGCUGCUGGGUGGCAUGGAGCUCGAGAGCAGUGUCCUCAGAGACAAGAUGGCCGAAGGAGAAGCAGAGCUGCUGCAGCUGAGGGCAAACAGGGAGGGAGGAGAGGAGAAAGAACAAAGGUGUGAGAAGUUGGAGAAGGAGGUGGCCUCCCUGAAGGAGAAGAUCCAUCACCUUGACGACAUGUUAAAGAGCCAGCAGAGGAAAGUCCGCCACAUGAUCGAACAGCUGCAGAAUUCCAGGACCGUCAUCCAGGAGAGGGAUCGUGUCAUUGGAGACCUGGAGGAGAAGGUGGCCUUUCUGGAAGCAGAGAACAAGGAGAUGCACGACCACAUGGAAUACUUCCUGUCUGGGCAGAAUCCUCCACCUGUGACAUCCACUGGGAACAAGCCAGAGAUCGUUUACAGUAAACAACUCAUGCCAACAUCACCAACCAACAAGGCCCUGCCAUUUAUCAAGGUCAUCGAGAUCAAGUCCUGAAUGUGGUGCCAACCGUUGAAUUGAUCAAUAAUGAAAAGAUGUAAAUAUACAUAUAUAUAUAUAAUCCCCUUUCUCUCUGUAAAAAUGUGCAGGUAUUUAAGUGGGCUUGUGUUAAUAAGACUCAUUAUUUUGCCAACAGUUUAUAUUCAGUGUCAAACAGGAUCUAAUCAGGUGAAGGAACAGAGACGUCAAAUCAGGAGGCGGAGAAAAUUACUGAUAAAACCAUGACACUCAUUUACUCCACAUUAAUAUAGAGUAUGUUGUUGUUCUUAUCUCAUAGUCACAGGUUCCCACAUCCCAUAAUGGCUCUGUAAUCUACAGGUGGUUCUAACAGCACAGCAUGAACGGGUCAGCACUGGAGUUAGGAGUUAUUAUUGUUAAAGUCUCUGGUCCACGUGCAUGUUCUGUACAGCUCCUUUGACCACAGUGUUCAGGGUUGAGGGUCAAAUUCCUAGUGGCUUUGCAACAUGUUGCCAAUGAGCAGACGAGCCGUUUUCUGUGAUUUACAGCAGUGGGUUUUAGUCCUGAGUUUCUCUGUGGGUUUUAUGUUUUACCGAGAAGUUACGACAGUGAAUUGAACAAAUGGAUUUUGGUUGCUCUUGUGAAAUUCAUGAAAAUGUAUAUAGAAAAUGUGUAAAUAUAAUUGAAAUGCAGCCUCAACCCAUAACAGAGCCUGCAGCCAUGUUCUGACUGAAAUCCAUGUAUAUUUAAACAUUUCUUAUACAAGUUUGGCUAACAGUAAAUGGAUAGAUCCAAUUUCCAUAUGAACAUCAAACUGCUUAACUAUUUCAUCUCUGUAGAACUGGCUAUGAUUUAGGAAUUUUUAUUAAUUGAGGUAAGUGUAUGGCUUGAGGUUCAGUAGACUCUGCCAACAGACAUUACACUACAGGAUUAGGUCAUAGUGAGGGACAAACAAAUGAUUAAAGAUCAACUUUGUGACUGGGGAACUAUUCCUGAAGACGCUGUUACAUUUUUCAUUGGAUGCAUUUGAAUUGACUUUUAUUUACCUAAAAAACGUAUUAAAACAAAGGUGUGUGUAGAAUCGUGGUUAGAUUAUUUUAAUAUGUAUCUUUGUUGUCUGUGCAGUUUCUAACACCAAAAAUAUUAUUUGUUAACUGACGCCUUGACAGUUGAUAUGGAUGCUGUUGAUUUUUUACCCUCUUCAGUAGAGAAUGACAUUUCUGUAAAUCAACUCACUCUUACACUGUGAACCUUGUGGAAAAGCAAACCUGUAGUUCAGACCGUAUGUUUUGUAGAUGUAGUUGUUGUCAAUGUUUAUUUAAAUAAAUAAGACGUCUGGUUUAUCCGGUUCUGUCUGAGCUGAUAUAGUGCCGCCACCUAGUGGGUAUAUUGAGAACACUAUGGAGUGUGGUGGUAGAAUUAUUUUUUAUUCACAAAUCACAAACUGCACAGCUUCACAUAAAUAUAAAAAUCAAAAAGUAUCAAUAAAAUAAAUUAGAAUUGUUCAUACAAAUAUCUUACAUAUCUACAAACACAGAUCAAAACAAAAGACGAGGAUAUGUAUUUACAAUUGAAAAAAGGAAGAGA
This is a messenger RNA of Cynoglossus semilaevis (tongue sole), 3403 nucleotides long. RefSeq names its product tuftelin-like. NCBI's taxonomy places the organism in Eukaryota, Metazoa, Chordata, Actinopteri, Pleuronectiformes, Cynoglossidae. The record is from RefSeq and is a predicted model, not a curated record. The transcript has 12 exons. Gene Ontology annotation, cellular component: intracellular anatomical structure. Gene Ontology annotation, biological process: intracellular signal transduction. The coding region runs from base 977 to 1855 and encodes 292 amino acids.